GAAGGGAGCGAGCAGUACAGUCCCGCCUUCAAGACGACAUCACGCCUUAUUGGCAUAUUGACAUAAGCCUACCCUAAAAUUUCGCAUCAUUAUUGUAAUUAGGAAAGCCGACUGCACGGUUCCUGCGCUUUUGAAAUGUAUUCUGCGUUUUGUAAUUUAAUUGUUUUCAGCAUUAAACUUUAAAAUAUCAGUCGAUUACUAUUAGGCGCUCCACUUAGCUGUGCUUAAACUUCUUAAACGAAGCAUAUGUAAGUAUUGUUAUUAAUCAAGGCGAUCUACGAUCUGGGGAUGAUAGUGAUUUUAGGUUAUGAAAAAACGUUAGACUGACGAAAUGUUGACAGAAGGAUUGAUCUAGAAAAGGACCUAUAUAGUUUACCAGAGGACAAUGACCAUGAGCGGCAGUAAUCACACUGUGCCAUCUGCACCGCUGGACCUGACCAACAAAACAAGAGAGCGCGUGAGCUGCAGUCAACGAUCGACGGACGAAAAACAGGUGGAAUCGGCGCACAGGUGCAUCAAUGGACAAGCAAUUAAUCCACGGGACACUUUUAAUGGUUCGACGUCUCCAUCAGACGAUGCGAAAGUCAUGGUACAAACCAGAUCGAUCACACCUCAGAUGAAAUGCGACAAAUCGACGGACACUGCAGGAAAACUGGCAGAUCACUCGUUUUCCAAACUUCCGAUCAGGAAACGUCCUUUUCCUGUUGACCCAUCCAGUGAGAGUGAACCGCAAAACAAACUUAAAGAUGAGAGAUGUGCCCCCGUUUCAAAAGCGCAUAGAAACGAGAGUCAUUCAGACAGGGAUGCUCGGAGGACAGCGAAUGAUCAUGAAAGGAACUCCCCGUUCUUGCAAGCUUUCCCUGCUUGUUUCUUUGCAGGCUGUCCGUAUAACCAGUGGCCUCAUCAACACACAGGUGGUCCAUCGCUUUCAUCUCCUCCUCCAGUGGAGAGCUCAGAGAGGCCGUUGGCAGAUAUUGCUGCAGCAACACAUCAAGAUGAAGAUGGUGACACGCCUCUUCACAUUGCUGUGGUUAAGGAGAACGGUGAAUUGGUCUGGUGGCUUAUUGAAAUAUUUCGACGGGCACACAGAGACCUAGACAUUUUCAAUAACCUACGACAGACACCAUUGCACUUGGCUGUCAUCACCCAUCAGCUCAAUUUGGUGAAAGCUCUGCUGGAUGCAGGUGCUGAUCCUGGAGCUCUGGACCGUCAUGGGCAGACAGCGUUGCAUCUGUGUUGUGAGCAUGGAGAGGCCAACUGCCUCGAUGUCAUUCUCAGACACUACUUGCACAAUCCCUCACCCCACCUGGAGAUCAGGAACUAUGAAGGUCUGACUCCCCUUCACCUUGCCGUACAGAACAGAGAUAAAAAAUUGGCAAAAAUCUUAUUGGACAGAGGAGCUGAGAUCAAUUCUGGGGAUAAUAAGAGUGGCCGCAGUCCACUGAUGCAUGCUGUAGAAAAUGACUGCAUUGACAUGGUCAGCUUACUGAUCGAGAGUAGGUGUGAUGUGAAUGCACAGUCUUACAGUGGGAACACAGCUUUACACAGCGCCUGUGGCAGAGGUCGAAUAGAGAUUGUCAGGCUAUUGCUGAAGAAUGGAGCUGACAGUAGUUUAAAAAACAACCACAAUGACACCGCCAUCAUGGUAGCAAAUAAUAAAAAGGUGUCUGACGUGUUGCGAGGGAAAGGCAGUGUGAAAGCACUAUCGAGCAAUAACGGCUCUCUGUCCCCAGGCAGCUCAAAUCAUUCUCCACAGUUAACUCCCACUCAUAAGAGCAGCACCUCACUUUCCCCUGUGCCUUCAGUUUCACACUUGCCCCGAAGUCAGUCAGUAGAGAACAUUUCAGGACGUCAAUCGCCAGUGAAUGGGAAUGAAAACACACGUAUGCCCAUGUUGCCAAGAUCACUUCGUAAUAUAACGGCAGACAAUGAAGCAACGUAUGGAAUGCAGCUCCAUCCUUUUCUGUGGUUUUCGCCGUCUUUUCCACACAUCCAUAGAAGGACGUUAAUCGCUGGGCCCUGCUAUGAUAUUCACAAUCCACUAUAUUACACCAACGCACACAUCAUCGGUAUCCCAGUCCCUGUCUCUCCAUCACAGGGUACUGUUAACCAAUCACGACCCUCCAGUCACAGCAGUGACCAAUCAGACAUGUCUACUAUGAGCAUAAACAGUGAAGAAAGAGCUGCAAGUUGAUAGUGGCUGAACCUUUUUGUUUGACUUUUUGUGUUUAAAACAGUGACUGAAUUAUUUUGUGUGUGUUUUUGAGCUUAUUUCAGUUCUGUGUGAAUUUUGAUGUCAGUUUGUCUAAAUCAUUUAAUUGUAAAUGUGGCAGAGCCAAUAAUUUAAAUGAUUAUGGUGUUUUUUAAUAUGGUGUUUUUUAUAAUGCAGAUCAGUGGUGAAGUCCUAACAAAAAAUGUGAUGUACUAUACUAUACACCAUUGGUUCUCAGUGGGGGUACCUCCAGGGGUACUGCAGGGGUACUGCAGGGGUACGUGAGAGAAACAGACAUUAAGGAAUAACUAAUGAAAAUCAAUAAAUUAUGAUACUAGUAUUUUUAUAUGAAAUUAGGACUAAACAAAGAUGCAUAAAAUAAAUUAAUACAUUUAGAUAUAAUAACUGUUUGACUCUCAUUUCACUGUAUUUUACAGGAAAAUGUUGUUGUCUGGUCGAGGGGUACUUGAAAAAAUCUUAAAAAGAGGUACUUAAGCUAAAAAAAGUUUGAGAACCACUGCUAUACAACAUUACUCACAACCCCAAAUGGCCUACAACGAUAGAAGUCUGUGUGUUUUUUUCUAGUAACAUGACAUUUAGUACAGCUAAAUAUGCCAUUUAUUAAUAAAUAUAUACAGAAAAUAUAA
Molecule: messenger RNA, 2859 nt
Organism: Triplophysa dalaica
Lineage: Eukaryota; Metazoa; Chordata; Actinopteri; Cypriniformes; Nemacheilidae
Gene: bcl3
Product: BCL3 transcription coactivator
Exons: 9
Coding region: 386-2194 (602 amino acids)
Molecular function (GO): protein binding
Source: RefSeq, a predicted model, not a curated record